Molecule: messenger RNA, 1581 nt
Organism: Aspergillus aculeatus ATCC 16872
Lineage: Eukaryota; Fungi; Ascomycota; Eurotiomycetes; Eurotiales; Aspergillaceae
Exons: 5
Coding region: 1-1581 (526 amino acids)
Biological process (GO): regulation of mitotic metaphase/anaphase transition; cellular response to glucose starvation
Molecular function (GO): protein serine/threonine phosphatase inhibitor activity
Source: RefSeq, a predicted model, not a curated record
AUGGCCGACCAUCCUGUAGAUGCGACGGCGGAGAAUGAUUCCAGUGGAUCGAAUGUCGCAUCGCCCCGCUCCAGCACAGAUUCCCGGACUACUUCUGUGGGCAACCGAUCUCUCCGACUUUCAUCUCACGCGUCCGGUCACCAGCACCGCCAAAGCAUGAGCGAGAGCCUUCGCGGAACUCCUGGGUCUCCGAGGGCUCGACGACAACCAUCACUCACCCAGUCCGCCAUCCAGAGCCUCAUUGAUAACCCUCCGGCUCCAAGCAAUGUCAACUCUGCAUUUGCCGGUCGCGACUGGCGGGAAAUCCAGAUUGGCGAGCUUGUCAGUCCGAACGACUUGAGAUUCGUGGAGGUCGAUACCGGGAUUGAAGAAGCGACGAAUAUCUUGAUCGAUACCGCAGCUCCGGUGCUCUUGAUCCGAGAAACGCCUGACCAGAAGUCUGCCGUGGGCACUUUCGACUACUCCGAUCUCAAUGCAUACCUUCUGUUGGCGGCAGGACUGACGCAACCCGAUGAAACGUUAUUGGCAUCGUACGAAGAACUAGCCCGAAAGGCGAAACAGGGCAUCAAGAUUCCGCUGAAGGAUGUGAAGGAUUUGGGAAGGAAAGAACCGCUGACAACGCUGCCUGCCUCGGCCAACGUGAUGACGGCCGUGCAGACUUUCGGGGGAGGCGUGCACCGCGUCGUGGUAGUCGAUGAACAAAAGGAUAGGGAAGUGAUGGGCAUCUUCAGUCAAUACCGGUUGGUCAAGUUUCUCUGGGAGAACGGACGUAGCUUCCCGGUGAUUGACCAGCUGUAUCCCCAAUCCUUGCAUGAGCUGGGAAUUGGUUCGCGCGAGGUCAUCUCAAUAAAUGGGGACCGGCCGCUCUGCGAAGCCCUUCAGGUCAUGAAUGACGAGGGCGUUUCUUCAAUCGCCGUGGUGGACAACCAUUUCAAUGUGGUGGGCAACAUCUCAACAACCGAUGUCAAGCUGCUCACCCGGUCUUCCUCACUCCCACUGCUACGCAACACCUGCACGCAUUUCAUUUCCGUUAUUCUGUCUACACGUGGCCUGGAAGAAGGCAAGGACUCAUUUCCAGUGUUCCACGUAAACCCGACCUCGACUCUAGCACAUACCGUGGCCAAGGUGGUUGCAACCAAGUCUCACCGCCUCUGGGUCACCGAUCCCCUGUCGCCCGCCUCGUCAGGGCCCCCGACCCCAUCUCAUUCUUCCGUGCACAUUCCUCUUCCGACGACUACGCAAUCUCCGCCGCAGACCCCCGCGAUCGGCAGCAAUCCGAGCCUACAGGCCCCGAAUUUCAGCUCUGCGCACUUGCCAAGCCCGCCCCAGUCGUUCCUCGGCGCGACAACCAUGGUGCCAUCGAUCCCUGCGUCAGCUCUGCCGGGGGCGCGGCUCUCGGGACGCCUGGUGGGGGUGGUGAGUUUGACGGAUAUUCUGAACCUGCAGGCCCGGGCGAGCGGGCUCAGUCCGGCCGAUCCAGCGGAGAGUCGGAGUCGACGUCGCCGGAGCAGCAGCUCGAGUGUAAGUGUGCGACGCAGUGGGGAGAUUGGGCGGGAGUUGUUCAGUGGGAGGAUUGUAUAG